This is a messenger RNA of Mycena citricolor, 538 nucleotides long. Lineage: Eukaryota; Fungi; Basidiomycota; Agaricomycetes; Agaricales; Mycenaceae. The record is from the annotation of a GenBank genome assembly.
AGGGAUUCGUCCUUCAUAUGUGCACAUGUGACCAAGGACAGGGAAUCUUGAUGCGCAGAGUAUGGCCUUGGGUCCUGAAAAGGUGCCGCCGCAGUACUUCAUCCUUUGUACAAUGCGAUUGAGCGUCUGAAAAUGUUCCCAGACAAACCGGCGGAUCCCAUUGUUCUCCGGAAUGGUCUCAUACCCUCCUCCGGCCAGCUCGUAACGCGUCUUCGGUCCUCGGACUGGCGCAUCGUCAAUGUACGGUAUCGUGAACUGGGGGAUCUCGGGCUGCAAGAUGAAGGUGACGUCGUCGUGAAAGAUUGGUACCGAGUUUGACCAGCCCAUUGGCAGGGUAACCAGUUGAAGGGCGCCAAAUGGGGACUGGAAGGUGGUGUAAUCCCGGGAGGCCUCGGAUCGUCCAGCGAAAUGCUCCGCUACUUGCUCGGUGAAAGGUGGCACUCCCGAGUGCUGGAUCGUGACCGCGUUUAGUGGUUCCAGGCUGUGCACCAAACGUAGGCUCGUUCCGUCUUUCUUCACCACGCAAAACCAUCGAGAA